GCGCCAGCCCCGACUCUGGUCUCAGCGGCGGUGGCAGCCGAGGUGCAGGAUGCGAGAAGGCGCCCCCCGGCCGGGCUCCCGCUCCAGGCCUCACUCCCCUGCGGCCCUCUGAGCCCACCAUGGCCGUUCCACCGGGCCAUGGUCCCUUCUCUGGCUUCCCGGGGCCCCAGGAGCACACACAGGUGCUGCCUGAUGUGCGGCUGCUGCCACGGAGGCUGCCCUUGGCCUUCCGGGAUGCCACCUCAGCCCCCCUGCGCAAGCUCUCCGUGGACCUCAUCAAAACCUAUAAGCACAUCAAUGAGGUGUACUAUGCGAAAAAGAAGCGGCGGGCCCAGCCGGCGCCUCCGCAGGACGCGAGCACCAAGAAGGAGAAGAAGGUGCUGAACCACGGCUACGACGACGACAACCACGACUACAUCGUGCGCAGUGGCGAGCGCUGGCUGGAGCGCUACGAGAUCGACUCCCUCAUUGGCAAGGGCUCCUUUGGCCAGGUGGUGAAAGCCUACGAUCACCAGACCCAGGAGCUGGUGGCCAUCAAGAUCAUCAAAAACAAGAAGGCCUUCCUGAACCAGGCGCAGAUCGAGCUGCGGCUGUUGGAGCUCAUGAACCAGCACGACACAGAGAUGAAGUACUACAUAGUGCACCUGAAGCGGCACUUCAUGUUCCGGAACCACCUGUGCCUGGUGUUCGAGCUGCUUUCCUACAACCUGUACGACCUCCUGCGCAACACGCACUUCCGCGGCGUCUCGCUGAACCUGACGCGGAAGCUGGCGCAGCAGCUCUGCACGGCGCUGCUCUUCCUGGCCACGCCCGAGCUCAGCAUCAUCCACUGCGACCUCAAGCCCGAGAACAUCCUGCUCUGCAACCCCAAGCGCAGCGCCAUCAAGAUCGUAGACUUUGGCAGCUCCUGCCAGCUUGGCCAGCGGAUCUACCAGUACAUCCAGAGCCGCUUCUACCGCUCACCCGAGGUGCUUCUGGGCACGCCCUACGACCUGGCCAUCGACAUGUGGUCCCUGGGCUGCAUCCUCGUGGAGAUGCACACCGGAGAGCCCCUCUUCAGUGGCUCCAAUGAGGUGGACCAGAUGAACCGGAUUGUGGAGGUGCUGGGCAUCCCACCAGCCCCCAUGCUGGACCAGGCACCCAAGGCUCGAAAGUACUUUGAGCGGUUGCCUGGGGGUGGCUGGACCCUACGAAGGACAAAGGAACUCAGGAAGGAUUACCAGGGCCCCGGGACACGGCGGCUGCAGGAGGUGCUGGGCGUGCAGACGGGCGGGCCCGGGGGCCGGCGGGCGGGGGAGCCGGGCCACAGCCCCGCCGACUACCUCCGCUUCCAGGACCUGGUGCUGCGCAUGCUGGAGUAUGAGCCCGCUGCCCGCAUCAGCCCGCUGGGGGCUCUGCAGCACGGCUUCUUCCGCCGCACGGCUGAUGAGGCCACCAACACGGGCCCGGCAGGCAGCAGUGCCUCCACCUCGCCCGCACCCCUCGACACCUGCCCCUCCUCCAGCACCGCCAGCUCCAUCUCCAGCUCUGGAGGUUCCAGUGGCUCCUCCAAUGACAACCGGGCCUACCGCUAUAGCAACCGAUAUUGCGGGGGCCCUGGGCCCCCCAUCACUGACUGUGAGAUGAACAGCCCCCAGGUCCCACCCUCUCAGCCGCUGCGCCCCUGGGCAGGGGGUGAUGUGCCCCACAAGACACAUCAGGCCGCUGCCUCGGCCACGUCACUGCCAGGGGCCGGGGCUCAGUUACCCCCCCAGCCCCGAUGCCUUGGCCGUCCCCCAUCACCCACCUCUCCACCACCCCCGGAGCUGAUGGAUGUGAGCUUGGUGGGCGGCCCUCCGGACUGCUCCCCACCUCACCCAGCACCCGCCCCCCAGCACCCGGCUGCCUCAGCCCUCCGGACUCGGAUGACAGGAGGUCGUCCACCCCUCCCACCCCCGGAUGAUCCUGCCACUCUGGGGCCUCGCUUGGGCCUCCGUGGUGUCCCCCAGAGCACGGCAGCCAGCUCAUGACCCUGCCCCUUUCCUGGGGCCCCUCCUGAAGCCAUACCCACCCCCCCAUCUUGGGGGCCCUGGGCUCCCAUCCUCAUCUCUCCCCUUGACUGGAAUUGCUGCUACCCAGCUGGGGUGGGUGAGGCCUGCACUGAUUGGGGCCUGGGGCAGGGGAUCAAGGAGAGAGGGGUUUAGGCGCACCCUCCCCACUAAGGACUGAACCCUUGGCCCCCCUCUCCCCCCUUGUUUUCUAUUUAUUGUACCAAAGACAGUGGUGGUCCGGUGGGGGAGGGGGGUGACCCCUCUCACCCCAGGGCCCUAGGAGGGGUGGGGGCAGGUAGGGGGAGAUGGCCUUGCUCCUCCUUGCUGUACCCCCCAGUAAAGAGCUUUCUCACAUGCCUGCCUGAGCGUUUGCAGGGCCUCGGCUCCCCUCACCCAACCCUCAGAGGCCUGGUGGGGAAUGAGUGGAGUUUGGGGUUGGGGGUGCUGAAAGAGCCCAGUCAUGUGGGAUGGGUCCCUGGGGAAGUUAUGGCUAUUGGAGCAGACGAGGCUGCAAGAAGUCUGGGGCUAUGGAACCCUAGGCAGAUCCCGGAUAGAGUUCUAGCCCACGUUUCCCUUUUCUGGGGUAAACUGAAUGAGCAAGGAUCCCAGAUGUGGCCUGUCUUCGGGAAGUGUCGGAUUCUGCCCUAAUAAGCCAGGGCAUCUACGGAGCCCCGCAGGAAUGGCUCCUGGCGCCAGGCAGGCAGGUGCUGAACGUGCGUAGUCGGCCUCCCUGGUGUCUUCCGGGGACUGGCAGGCAGGCAGUGGGUAUACGUUACCCCCGCACGUCGGGGCUCACCCCGUGGAGCCAUUGCGGAGCAAAGCGUUUUGAGCUUCUCAGGCAAAAAGCUAUUCCUGGGGUUCCAGGUAAGUGAGCUUGUUUCCAUGGCAAUUUGGAAACUUUUUGUCUCCCAGCCGGCCAAUCGAGAGCCACCUGAUUCAAAGGGUACGGUCUCCCACCCCUGGGACACGGCGCUCCCUGGGAAAUGGAGUUCUGCUUGGCGAUCGCGUGUGCCUCUUUUCGUUGGGGAACUACAAAGACCAGAAUUCUGUUCGCCCGGCACUUGGCAGGCUCUCGGGCCGGCAAUUGACAGUCGGAGGCCGCUGGCCCGGAUGUCGGGGGAGAAGGCUGUGAUUGGGCAGUGUGGGUCGGGCUCUGCGCAGGCGCGGAGCC
Molecule: messenger RNA, 3201 nt
Organism: Talpa occidentalis (Iberian mole)
Lineage: Eukaryota; Metazoa; Chordata; Mammalia; Eulipotyphla; Talpidae
Gene: DYRK1B
Product: dual specificity tyrosine phosphorylation regulated kinase 1B
Exons: 11
Coding region: 120-2009 (629 amino acids)
Biological process (GO): peptidyl-threonine phosphorylation; protein autophosphorylation; peptidyl-serine phosphorylation
Cellular component (GO): nucleus
Molecular function (GO): ATP binding; protein serine/threonine/tyrosine kinase activity; transcription coactivator activity
Source: RefSeq, a predicted model, not a curated record